This is a messenger RNA of Pochonia chlamydosporia 170, 852 nucleotides long. Its product is annotated as histone-fold domain-containing protein. Gene Ontology annotation, biological process: regulation of DNA-templated transcription. Gene Ontology annotation, cellular component: CCAAT-binding factor complex; nucleus. Bases 1 to 852 code for a protein of 283 amino acids. Gene Ontology annotation, molecular function: protein heterodimerization activity; DNA binding; DNA-binding transcription activator activity, RNA polymerase II-specific. The transcript is spliced from 5 exons. The record is from RefSeq and is a predicted model, not a curated record. Lineage: Eukaryota; Fungi; Ascomycota; Sordariomycetes; Hypocreales; Clavicipitaceae.
AUGGAUCCGCAGGCGCAGUCUCAGCAGUCUCAUGCACAGCCGAACCGUUCGGCCCCAGCCUACGAUCCCAGCCAUGGUGGUCAUUACGGUGCUUGUGCAGCACUCGCAUCACAAGGCUUUGCGCCGGCUGAGCUCUAUACUGGUCCAUGGGCAAAUGUCCACCAGGGCUUGACUGGCCAGUACAAGGACAUCUUGACGACUUACUGGCAGCAAACCAUAACGCACCUGGAAAGCGAUACACAUGACUACAAAAUUCACCAGUUACCGCUUGCGCGGAUUAAGAAGGUGAUGAAAGCUGAUCCAGAAGUCAAGAUGAUCUCAGCCGAGGCCCCAAUUCUUUUCGCUAAAGGAUGCGAUAUUUUUAUUACCGAGCUUACUAUGCGUGCUUGGAUUCAUGCCGAGGAGAACAAGCGCCGGACUCUCCAGCGCUCAGACAUUGCGUCGGCUUUGGCCAAGUCAGAUAUGUUUGAUUUUCUAAUUGACAUAGUUCCGAGAGAGGAAGCGUCGUCUCAUGCGAAAAGAACCGCUGCACAAUCUACUGGAGGUCCACAGGCCGUACCCGCACCUCCAGGACAAGCCCCGAUGGCAGGUCAGCAUGCCAACAUGGGACAGCCUAACCACGCUUCACACGCCAUGGCUGCUGCGGAAUAUAUGGGCGGCCACCAUCUUCCUACCGAACAAGACUACCGACAGAAUCCAAACAUGUACGCUGGUCAAGUGCCUCCUGCGCCCUCAGCUCCUUAUGGGCAGGCACAAGCACCUGCGUCCAUGUAUGGAGAAAUGGAAGGCAUGUACCCAUACUCUGCCAUGCAGGCACAACAGGCGCCAAUGUCGUCUGAGGAAUUUGAGUAG